This is a messenger RNA of Leucoraja erinaceus (little skate), 6417 nucleotides long. It is a transcript of the gene slc39a9, whose product is annotated as solute carrier family 39 member 9. Gene Ontology annotation, biological process: zinc ion transport; transmembrane transport. The coding region runs from base 230 to 1141 and encodes 303 amino acids. The transcript has 7 exons. The record is from RefSeq and is a predicted model, not a curated record. Gene Ontology annotation, molecular function: metal ion transmembrane transporter activity. Gene Ontology annotation, cellular component: membrane. Lineage: Eukaryota; Metazoa; Chordata; Chondrichthyes; Rajiformes; Rajidae.
AUGAUGUGAGCGGAUGCCGCUGCCGUUGCUGCUGCUGCCGCCGCCGGGCCGAGGUGACAGUUGCCGCCUCUCCGGCACAGAGAAGGGGGGAGUGAGCAUGGGGUGCGAGCGGCUGGGCUACUGAGGUGGCUGACGGAGCAGCGGGCUAGUUGGGACUGGGUUUGUCGUGGGUGGGUCCGCCCCUGCCAUCUCUCCCGUCUCUCGGCCGCUGGGCCGCUGCCGGAGCAGCAUGGACGACCUGAGCACUAUCGGCCUGCUCUCCCUCGCCAUGCUGGUCGGCUGUUACGUGGCAGGCACCAUCCCCCUGGCCUUCAACUUCUCCGAGGAAAGGUUGAAGGUGGUGACAGUUCUUGGUGCUGGCCUUCUAUGUGGCACUGCCUUAGCAGUCAUCAUUCCAGAGGGGGUUCAUGCCCUCUAUGAGGAAGCUCUUCAUGAUAAACACCCCCAUGCAGACGAAGCGGGGAAAGUGGAGGAUACAAUAAAGGUGGGACAGCUGGAGGAGGCUAAACCUGAUCACGAGCACAUUGCAUUGCACGCAUACAUUGGUGUUUCGCUCGUCCUUGGAUUUGUGUUUAUGCUCAUUGUGGAUCAGAUUGGGAGUUCUCAUAUGCACUCCAGUGAUGAUCCGGAAGCAGCAAGAACAGCAAAUACCAAGAUUACCACUACACUUGGCCUUGUGGUUCAUGCAGCAGCGGAUGGCAUUGCAUUGGGUGCAGCAGCUUCCACAUCACAGACAAGUGUACAGUUGAUUGUAUUUGUAGCUAUCAUGUUGCAUAAAGCUCCUGCUGCUUUUGGGCUGGUUUCUUUCCUUAUGCAUGCGGGGCUCGAAAGGAAUCGAAUCAGGAAACACCUACUGGUAUUUGCUUUGGCAGCACCACUGCUCUCCAUGAUCACUUACCUGGGCCUGAGUAAGAGCAGUAAAGAAGCUCUUUCAGAAGUGAAUGCCACUGGAAUCGCCAUGCUGUUUUCAGCAGGAACUUUCCUCUACGUAGCCACCGUGCACGUUCUUCCGGAGGUGGGUGGCACUGGCCACAGUCACAAGACUGAAUCAGGAGGGAAGGGACUCAGUCGACUGGAGGUUUGCACCCUUGUCCUAGGGUGCUUGAUCCCAUUGGUAUUGUCAGUGGGUCACCAGCAUUAACCAGCUGCAGUCCAGCAGCAAGCCAGAUAAUAAGGGUCGGCCAGCACGCCCAUGAUGGUUGGCAACAUCAUUAUUCGCGCUGGGAGAUGGUCCCUUCAUUUUUCCCAUGAUAAUCCAAGUGAUGGUUUGGAAAUAAAAAUGAAGUGAAAUUUAGCUGUGUUGUAAAUAAGUUCAAAGUAAUUCUGGAAAUGUAGCCACUUUGAAAAGUGAGUCUUGUUCAAUUAUCAACAGAGCUUGAAAUCUCUGAACUUGUUUCAUUUAAAUGAGAGAAAGAAAAUUAAUCAAAGUGUCUAUUUGUAAAGGGCGAUGCACAGGCACUUACUAAAUUAACAAAGAACUUGGUCUGCAUUAGAGAUAAUCCAGGGCAUUAAUCAAGCCGCAGGAAUUAACACCAGGUUCAUGAAUAUGUGAAAUAUAAUUUUUACUGAAUUUUAUUCAUAAAUGUACAGUCUUAAAUAGUUUGUUAGCCUGUGUGCUUGGUGCCUGCUAGUUCCAUGUCUGUAGUGUUUAAAUGAUAGGAUUUUGACAGGCUAAUGUAUCUUGGAAAUUUUUUUUGUUCAAAGUGCUUUGUUAAUGUGAAUGGGGUAAGGAAAUUAAAAAAAGUCUGAAUCUUUAAUUUGAAUGGUCAAACAUAUAGUUUAGUUGGUAGAUAGGUAUGGGUAUAGGAUAACAAAGGGUCUCCUAUAUACAUGGAGUACGAGGAGUGAAAUGCCAUUGCUAUGACUUUGCUGACUUCUGAAUAUUCAUUAUUCCGUAAGCUCAAAUCAUUCCACAGACAAUGGCCUUAUUUUUCCAAUUCUUUGUACGCAUUAACAGAUCUUGCAGAAUUUUUUUUGUUUUUAAGAUAAAUUUAUAAAUAUUUUUUUAAUGUGCCCACACUUUGUUUUGUACAACUUUUACCCCACCUUUCUUUACACUGAAAAACAUUCUAAACUGAUCUCUUCAGAUAAAAAUGGAAAUAUGUCUUCAACAAUCAUCACUGUUGGUAUCUUGCUUCACAGAAAAAGAGUCUAUUCGUGUUCCAGCUCGUUCGAACAGCUAUUCACUCAUAAAUCAUAGAAUCAUAAAGGGCAGAAUCAGGACUUUUGGCCCACCAUGUCCAUGCCAACUUAUCUAUAGUAAAGUUUACCCGGAUUUGGUCCAGAGCCUUGGCCAUGUAAGUGCUUAUCUAUGUGCUUUGUUCUGAAUUCAGUCCUAUUCUCUGUUACCCUCUAGCUCUGCAAAAGUCUUCCCCAAAAUAUUUGUCCAGUUCCGUUUUAAAUACUGUAAUACAAUUUGCUUCGCUGUCCAUUUUUUAAUGAGCAUUCCAGAUUAAAGCAUUUGGAGCAUUAAAAAAAACUCUAUAAUUUGCACUCAAUUAAACACCUUAAGUGUCUCUGUUCUGAUUAACGACUUCCUGUAAAAAAUGUUAUUUCCUUUGUUAUUCUUCCAACACUUUCUGGUUUAAUUAGAUGUUUCCCAUUAUCUAGUUCCAUCUCAAUAAAGCUCUCUUAUUGGCCUGUCUAACUGAGAUAUUAAUGAAGACUUUUAGGAACAAUGCCCCUACAUAUGUGUUUUUUUUUAAAUAUUGGGACAUCACUAGCUUGUGCUUUGAGUAUGUUUAGUUGGUAGGCCUUUGUUUCAUUUAUUGUCCCACAAUCUAUCUCUAAGCAUGUGUCUUGGUAAGCAUGUUUCAGCUGGCUUCAUCAGAGCCCACUGUGCACAAGUUCAAGGAUCCCAGAAGGCGGGGACAAUAAAUUGAAGAAGGUAUAUGUGCAUGGAGGUAAUGGUACACCUUUAUAAAACAUUGAGACCUUGUGCAGUUCUGGUCACCACUCUAUAGGAAGGACAUGCUUGACAUGCAAAAACAAACUUGGCGGAACUCAGCGGGUUGAGCAACUUUGGACAGGCAAAACAUAAUCAACAUUUCAGGAUGCCUCCUCAGGUGCUGCUUGACUCAAGAGUUCUCCCGCCAGUUUGUUUUUUUUGCAGAGAAUGUAGUACGUUUGGGAAGCUUUCGAUAACUUACCGUAAAUUAGAUUGUUGAAAAAAAAUUAGAGCAGUGAGGGAUUUACUUAUAAAUACAGAGAACGGAAUGUAAUGUGGAAAAAUACAUGAUCUUCCACUUUAACAUAAAGCAAGAUUUUUUUUAAAUGGUGGAAGAUGGACUGGUGUUCGUGUUCAGAAACAUCUGGGUGCCCUUGUGUACAAAUCCCUAAAAUUUAGCGUGGAGAUCCAGCAAGCAUUCAGGAACACAAGAGAGUUUGAGUACAAGAGUAAAGAUAUCUUCCUGCAUUUAUGGGGGAACCCCAUGAAAACACAUAUGGGAUAUUGAUUGAGUCUGGAUUUCCCACCCAACUUGCAACAGAGGGAGUGAGGCAGCAUCACCAGGCUGAUUAAUGGGAUGGGAACACCGUCCUAGUUUCUUGAAUGUACAGUAAAAUAUACUUCAUUGGGGGAUGGUUAAUAAAGUUGUAGUAAAUGAGCAAGUGGAACUCGACAAUGGCCAGUAGUCAUCAAUCAUUACAACUAGCCACUGAUAUUUACUAUAAACCCACAGACUCCCAUGGCUAUCUGCACAAAAACACCAUCCACCCCUGUCUCUAGUAAGGGCACCAUUCUCUUUAAGUUUUUCUGUCUCUGCACCAUCUGUUUUCAGGAUGAGUCUUUCUGCUCUAGGACUUCUGAAAUGUCCUUUACGAAACAAUGCUUAAUUUCUGUUGUAGCUGAUGGAGCCCUCUAUUGUAAUUCCCCCAUUUCUCACAUGUCCUCUCUCCUUCCCAAACCAUGCAGAGAUAGGCAUCCCUUUCUCCACACCUUUCACCCCAGUAGCUUCCACAUCCAGCAGACCAUCCUUCAUCACUUCUACCACCUCCAUAGGGAUCUCACCUACAAAUUUUUAACUGCAACGUGCAUUCAAAUAUCACACCUUUAGUUCGGUAUUCACUGCCCAUCUUAUAUUGGUCCUGAUUUUACCUGACCUUACUCUUUCAUCCCUUCUCAAACCUUCUGUCCUAUUACGUCUGCUUUCCGUCCCAACCUCUCCUGCAUUCUCCUUCCAUUUAGCUUCAUCCAUUCAUUUCCAAUUUGUUCACCCCGUCCAAUAUUUAGUUUAAUGCUCUGUACGGCCCUGGUUAUACGGUUUGCCAAGACCCUGGACCCAACUGAGUUCAAAUUGAGUCUGUCCCGUCUGAACAGUGCCCUCCUUCGCCAAUGCUGGUGCCAAUGUCCCACAAAUUCAAACCCACUUUCAUGCCAGUCUUUGAGCCACACGUUCAACUCUCUGAUCUUCUCAACCUCAUGCCAAUUUGCACGUAGCUCAGGUAGCAAUCCAGAGAUUAUUACCUUUUUGAUUCUGCUUUUGAAUUUGGUGCCUAGCUGCUCUAAUUCUCUUAGCAGAACCUCUUUCCUUGUUCUACCUGCGUCAUUAGUACCCACAUGGACCACCACGGUUGGAUAUUUAGCCUCCCACUCCAAGUUCCUCUGCAGGUUAGAUGAGAUGUCCUGAACCUGGGCACCAGGCAGGCAACGCAUUCCCCUUCUCUGGGCAAAAGACUGUAUUUACCCAAUCGAUUCCCCUCAUGAUUUUGUACCUCUAUAAGGUCACCCCUCAUCUUCCUGCACUCCAUGGAAUAAAACCCUAGCCUGUUCAAGCUCACCCUAUAGCUUAGACCAUCUUGUCCUGGCAAAGUUAUCUCAAAUCUCUACACCCUUUUCAGCUUGAUAUCUUUCCUAUGACAUGGUGACCAAAACUGAACACAAUACUCUAAAUAUGGCCUCACCAAAGUCUUGUAUAGCUAUAAUAUGACCUCCCAACUUUUAUACUCAAUACUCUGACUGAUGAAAGCCAACGGUAGAUACCGUGCCCAAAGCCAUUUUGAUCACGGUAUCUACCUGUGGCACCACUUUCAAGGAACUAUGUACCUGCUCUCCUAAAUCCCUCUGCUCUACAACGCUCCCCAGAGCCUUGUCAUUCACUGUAGGUCCUGCCCAUGUUGGACUUCCCAAAAUACAACACUUCAUUUCUCUGUAUGAAAUUCCAUCAACCAUUCCUCAGACCAUCUGCCCAACCGAUCAAGAUCCUGCUACAAUUUUGAUAACUAUCUUUGCGAUCUACAAUACCGCCCACUUUAGUGUCAUCUGCAAACUUGCUAAUCAUGCCAAGUACGUUCUCAUCCAAAUCAUUGAUAUAGAUGAGUAAUAGCAAAGGGCCCAGCACCAUACCCUGAGGCACCACUAGUCACAGGUCUCCAGUCUGAAAAGCAACCAUCCACCAUCAACCAACCAUUCCAUGAAGCCAAUGUUCUAUCCAUUCAGCCAUCUCUUGGAUCACUUGCGAUCUAAACUUCCAGAGCAGUCUACCAUGCGAACCUUGUCAAAUGCCUUGCUGAAACCUGUAUAUACAACAUGUACAGCUCUGCCCUUAUCAUACUUUUUGGUCACAUCUUCAAAAAACAAUCAGAUUUAUGAGACACGAUCUCUCGUACAAAACCAUGCUGACUAUCCCUAAACCGCCCUUGAACAUCUAUAUGCAUGUAUAUCUUAUCCCUCAGAAUACUCUCUGGUGACUUCCUGACCACAGAUGUUAAGCUCACUGGCCUUUAGUUCCCAGCAUUUUCCCUGUUGCCAUUUUUGAAUGGAGGCACAACAUUUGCCUCCCUCCAGUCUUCCGGCCACUCGCUCAUAUUUAAUGACGACUUGUAAAUCGCAGCCAGGGCACAUGCAAUUUCUUCUCUAGCUGCCUACUGUGCCCACGGAUACAUCUGGUCAGGCCUGGGAGAUUUGUCUACCUUCAUAUGUGUCAGGACCUUCAGAACCUCCUCGACUAACACUGACUGCUCUCAAGACACUUCCAUUGAUUGCCAGGAUAUUGGUUCCCCUCCUGUUACGGUGCAACCCAUCCCUCUUGUACAGGUCGCUUCUGCCCCAAAAGAGUUUGCAAUGGUGCAGAAAUCUGAACCCCUGUCCCCUGCACCUCCUCAGCCACACAUUCAUCUGCCCUAUCUUUAUGUUCCUACCCUCACUAGCACAUGAGAUUUAAAGCAAUCCAGAGAUAACUACCCUGGAAGUCCUGCUUUAUUGGUAGUCACAAAAUGUCAUCAAUCUUGAUAUGACGCAUGAAAAUGGGUGUGAUUUUGAGUGUUUUUAAGCUACAUUUUGCGCCUGGUUCCGAGGAUGUAAAGUGAUGAAAUAUUUUAGUUGGAAAAACCAGGAGGUGAUAUCUUUAUGUCCGCACCAUUACUUCCCUUUAUUGUUUGCAGAAAUAUUCACUGAUUAAACUGUUUCCUACAUUGCCA